This is a messenger RNA of Sphaerodactylus townsendi, 6108 nucleotides long. It is a transcript of the gene GRIN3A, whose product is annotated as glutamate ionotropic receptor NMDA type subunit 3A. The record is from RefSeq and is a predicted model, not a curated record. Lineage: Eukaryota; Metazoa; Chordata; Lepidosauria; Squamata; Sphaerodactylidae. Gene Ontology annotation, biological process: monoatomic ion transport; modulation of chemical synaptic transmission; ionotropic glutamate receptor signaling pathway. Gene Ontology annotation, molecular function: transmitter-gated monoatomic ion channel activity involved in regulation of postsynaptic membrane potential; NMDA glutamate receptor activity. Gene Ontology annotation, cellular component: postsynaptic membrane; plasma membrane.
UCCGGCUCCGGAGGCUACUUGCUCGCCUCUGCGAAGCCGCCUUUGGCAGUCGGUCGGUGGGAGUUUAGCGCAGCCAAGCGACCGACCGGAGAGCCACGUCGGACAACAGCCAGCAGCGAGCACGGCUGCCGCUCGCUCCACGCCCGGCAACUUUGGGCUCUCCUUCGCCAAGAGGCUCCCGAGCGGGGAGGAAGGGGGCGUCCUGGAGGCAGAGAGCGGAGGAAGAUGAGGGCGCUUGGGAGGCUGGGGUCGGGCUCCCUGGCGUCGCCUGCGGACAGCUGGAAAGCCGGAUCCCCCCCUGGGGCGCUCCUCGCAGAUCCCAGCCGCGGCGCCCCCAGGAGGGCUGCGGCCCCGCUCCCGGGACUGAAGGGCUCUAGCCACUCGGCUCCCCAGCCCCGCGGCGAGUUGCGGGGGUUGUGAAGGCGGACGGCGAGGGAUCUCGAGGCGGGGCUGCGAAGCUUGCGCCCAGGCUAGGCGGCUGGCCGUCGGUGCCCUGGCUGAUGCCGACUCCGGGAGCCCCCCAGGCGCCCGGAGUGAGCGGGGAACCCUUCCACUUGUAUGGCCGGGAGAGGAGCGCCUAGCGUCGGAGGAGGAGGCUGAUGCGGCCAGCCGGCGGGGGAGAAGCGGGCUUCCCCGGGGCGCGCCGGGCAUCUGGCUCUCCAGGGAUGUGGAGGCUGGGCGUGUGGUGGCUCCUGAGCAGGGUCUGCCUCUUGCUCCUGCCCCCCUGCGCCCUCGUGCUGGCCAGGGUGCCCGGCUCCUCUUGCCAUCCUCACCCCUGCCAGAUCCUCAAGCGGAUCGGGCACACGGUCCGGAUCGGGGCGGCGCACCUGCAGCCUUGGGCUGCCACCACUGCCCCAGCCGGCGCUGGAGGCUGGGGCGCGCGCAAUGACCUCCCGCAGGCGGGAAUGCCCGCCGGAGAAGGAGAAGGAGCCGCGGGCGCCCCCGAAGCGCAGGGCGCACUUGGACGCCGGGAACCUCGUCGGCAACGAAAGCCGGGACCGGGAUCUCCCGCCUUGCUGCCCAGGGAGGCGCUCCUGCUGGCGGUGGAGAACCUCAACCGCGUCAAGGGGCUCCUGCCCUACAACCUGUCCCUGGAGGUCGUGAUGGCCAUCGAGGCCGGGCUGGGCGACCUCCCGCUCUUCCCCUUCUCUUCCCCCAGCGCCACCUGGAGCAACGACCCCAUCUCGUUCUUGCAGAGCAUCUGCCACACCGUGGUGGUCCAAGGGGUCUCCGCCAUCCUCGCUUUCCCGCAGACCAGGAGCGAGAUGCUGGAGAUGGACUUCGUGGCCACCGCUCUGCACAUCCCCGUCAUCAGCAUCGUGCUCAACGAGUUCCCCAGGAAGAGCCAGAACCCUCUUCACCUACAGUUGAGUUUAGAAAGCUCGUUAAGCUUUGACGCAGAAGUCACUUUCUCCAUCUUGGCCUUGAACAACUGGUACAAUUUCAGCUUGAUGGUCUGCCAGGAGGAAUGGAACAUCACCGACUUCCUCUUCCUCACGCAGCAGAGCUCCAAAUUCCAUUUGGGAUCCAUUAUAAACAUCACAGGAAACCUCACAUCAACCAGCGACCUCUUGGACUACUUGCAGGUUCAUCUGGAGAACAUUAAGGACACGACAUCGACGGUGGUCAUGUUUGGCUGCGACAUGGAAAGCACAAGAAGGAUUUUUGAGAUAACUACCCAGUUUGGGGUGAUGCCGCCUGAACUUCACUGGAUUCUUGGGGAUUCACACAAUGUGGAGGAGCUGAGGACAGAAGGUUUGCCGUUGGGUCUCAUAGCUCACGGGAAAACAUCGCAGUCUUUUUUUGAAGACUAUGUGCAGGAUGCGAUGGAGCUGGUGGCUAAAGCUGUCGCUGCUGCCACGAUGAUUGAACCAGAAUUGGCUCUUAUCCCGAGCACCACUAACUGCUUGAAUGUGGAAGAAAAAAAUAUCACUUCAGGACAGUAUUUAUCAAAGUUUUUAGCCAACACCACCUUUUAUGGGCUCAGUGGUCACAUUAAAGUGAAAGGUUCCUCCAUCAUCAGUUCCAAAAACAACUUCUUCAUUUGGAAUCUGCAGCAUGACCCUGUGGGGAACCCUAUGUGGACUCGUCUGGGCAGCUGGCAAGAAGGCAGGGUCAUAAUGGACUAUGGGAUCUGGCCAGAACAGGCCCAGAGGCACAAGAGUCACAACCAGCAUCCUACCAGGCUGCACCUGAGAGUAGUGACCCUCAUCGAACCCCCGUUUGUGUUCACAAGGAAUGUGGAUGAUGAAGGACUGUGCCCAGCGGGGCAGCUCUGCCUGGAUCCCUUGACUAAUAAUUCAGCAGUGCUGGAUACUCUCUUUGAUAGCCUCCAAGGAGGCAACGACACGGUGCCCACUGAACUAAAGAAGUGCUGUUAUGGCUAUUGUAUAGAUCUAUUGGAAAAGUUGGCUGAAGACAUGAACUUUGAUUUUGACCUGUACAUUGUUGGGGAUGGGAAAUAUGGGGCUUGGAAAAACGGCCAGUGGACGGGGCUCGUGGGGGACCUCUUGGCGGGGACCGCCCACAUGGCCGUGACGUCGUUCAGCAUCAACACAGCCCGUAGCCAAGUGGUUGAUUUCACCAGCCCGUUUUUUUCCACCAGCUUGGGCAUCCUGGUGAGAACCAAAGACACGGCGGCUCCCAUUGGAGCUUUUAUGUGGCCGCUCCACUGGACCAUGUGGCUGGGGAUAUUUGUGGCUCUCCACAUCACCGCCAUCUUCCUCACCCUCUACGAAUGGAAAAGCCCUUUCGGGAUGACCCCAAAGGGAAGGAAUAGGAACAAAGUGUUUUCUUUCUCCUCUGCCUUGAACGUCUGUUAUGCCAUCUUGUUUGGCAGAACAGCUGCCAUCAAACCCCCCAAGUGCUGGACUGGAAGGUUUUUAAUGAACCUCUGGGCCAUAUUUUGUUUAUUUUGUCUGUCAACAUACACUGCUAAUCUGGCUGCUGUCAUGGUAGGGGAGAAAAUCUACGAAGAGCUAUCUGGAAUACAUGACCCCAAGCUUCAUCAUCCCUCACAAGGGUUUCGCUUUGGAACGGUGCGAGAAAGCAGCGCUGAGGAUUAUUUCAAGCAAAGUUUUCCAGAUAUGCACGAAUACAUGAAGCGGUACAAUGUGCCUGCAACUUCAGAUGGAGUGACAUACCUGAAGCAUGAUCCGGAGAAAUUGGAUGCCUUCAUCAUGGAUAAAGCACUCCUGGAUUAUGAAGUAUCAAUAGAUGCGGACUGCAAACUUUUGACUGUCGGGAAACCAUUUGCUAUUGAAGGAUACGGUAUUGGCCUUCCUCCAAACUCUCCACUAACUUCCAAUAUCUCCGAACUCAUAAGCCAGUAUAAGUCCCAUGGUUUCAUGGACGUCUUGCAUGACAAGUGGUACAAGGUCGUGCCGUGUGGGAAAAGGAGCUUUGCUGUGACUGAGACCUUGCAAAUGGGCAUUAAACACUUUUCAGGACUGUUUGUGAUGUUAUGUGUCGGGUUUGGUUUGUCAAUUCUCACUACCAUUGGAGAACACAUAGUAUACAGGCUGGUGAUCCCACGAAUUAAAAAGAAAUCCAGAAUGAGAUACUGGCUCCAUACAAGUCAGAGAUUGCACCGAGCUCUAAAUAGUUCGUUCAUUGAAGACAAACACCAGCCUAAAGCAAAACGAGUUGAAAAGAGGUCCAACGCAGGGAACAGCCAGCAUUCGGUGUGGAACACGGCCAACCCGGGCAACUGCCACCGGAAGAAAUACAUCUGCAGCGAGGAGCGCCCGACCGAAGUGAUCCUGAAGCAGCAGCAGCCGCCUCAGCAGCAGCAAGACAUCUCCCUCCCCCCGUUAAAGAGUGAGACCCCGGCCUCCUUGACCACCAACGGGAAAGCCGAGUCCCUUCACGCUGCGAGAACCUCCGUGAUGCAAGAACUGUCUGAGCUGGAAAAGCAGAUUCAGGUGAUCAAGCAAGAACUGCAGCUGGCCAUGAGCAGAAAACUGGAGCUGGAAGAGUUUCAGAGGACAAACAGGACCGCAGAGUCCUAAGGGGCUCCGUUCCCCACCUCUUCCCUAUAACAAUUCAAACAUGUACUUUUGGGGGAUAACGCCGGAAAGCAGCUGCGGAUAUCAGCAAGCAAUACUCGAGCUCCUGGCUCCCUCCGUGUCCAGGGGGAAGGCGGCCCCUCCGCAAGGUGACCCCAGACUAGGGGAAACGGAGAGCUUCCACACCACACGGCCUCCUGUUUUGCUCCUCACUCAAAGGGAAUUGCCACUUUUUCGCCCUUUCUGUGCAUUGAUUAAAAAGAAAGGAGAGUGAGACAAGACUUUGAAAUGAUGGUUUCGAAUUGUGUGUCCUGGUGAUGCUUUUAGUGGAUUUCGCUAAUCGAAAUUGUUACGGACCGACUGGGGUCAUGUCCCAGACGGCUGAUCUCUUUGUGCUCCUGUUCAGUUAUUUCGCUUCACCAAUCUGGUUGGUGGAAGAGAGGGUGCCCUCAAAGAGCCAAAUCGAAGGGGGGGGGGAUGUUUCUGUGACGUCAAACAAUGGUCCGCUCGCUGGUUAGCAAGACCGGGGAGAUGGAAGGCAUAGAAUUCUGAACUCUUUUAAGACUUUUCAAAUGCUGCUCUACAAAAUCUUCCUAGAUGUAGACAACUAGCCCAUCAGGGAGAGGGUGAUGCUAAACCACUCCCUCUGGUGUAAUUUACUACAUGCAGGGAAUGUAGUGGAAUACAAGCAAGAGGGAGCAUUCAAAAAUAUAGCCCCCCUUUCAUUUGGAAGUUGGAAUCAUACACUCCAGACUUUGGCUGCCCAUCAUUUGGCAUAGUAUGUAAACCAAUGAUCAAAUGCACUACAUUUUCCUUAGAAAAUUCAGCUCUCCCCCUAUUUCCCUAGUUGGGAUUCACCGCCAAGGCAAAGGCAGGUCUUUCCGGUUCUUUCCAUUUGCAAAGGACCUCCCAGCUACUUCUAGCAGGCCCCGUGCUCCCAACAGAAAUAAACGACAAAGCGUCCUGUUCUUUUGGAAAGCUACAGGUAGCUUUACCUGUUGUUUGAUGGCGUUGCCCGUUCCGCCUCUCCCUCUCUCAUCUCUUUGGCCUAUUUUCCCCAAUCACACUCGAGGGACCUGUCAUUUUUAGGCUGGUGAGGAAUCGCAGGCCCCAAGACACCCCUAUGGCUUAAUGUUUUUGAAGUGCAGUGGUAUCUUUCAGUGAAACGUGUUGUGUGAGUUGCCGGCGGUGGCUUGCUAUCCAGUUGUAAAUGUCUGUUCUUCAUGCAGGUGCCAUGCAAGGAGUGGGUUAAUGUGUGGUAUACAACCACCUGGCAAAUCAUUCCCCCAUCCCACCUCAUCCAACCCUUACGUGCACAGGCUGGUAGGGCCCAGGUUUUUUUGGAGCUGUGCAGUCCCAGUUUGUGGUGGCCCCCCCAGUCUGGUCAACCUGCAUUUUGGUCAUCUCAGAGUUAAAGUGGAUUAUGUACCAAGAUGGACAUAUCUGCUUGGUUACAACCAGCAUGGUUUAUAACCCCAACCAUUCAUUGCGAAGACCUUAUGCAGAGGGGCAUGGACAUGACUACGAAGGAGCUAGCUCUUGCACCGUCGGAAGUCACAUGUAAAUUGAACCUUGACUCGUCUGACUUGGCAACAGGUUGAGGUUCAAGAUCUUCUGCUAACUGGGGAUUGAUAAGAGGAAAGAUAGUUUGUGAGUGUGGGCAUAUAUUUCAGGGAGCAUUCCCAAUAUCUAACAACCUGAACGUGACUAUACAGAGGAGAUGGAACUGACCACCAAACCUUGGUCUACACCUCCCUUCCCACCAUAAAACCAGACAUCUUAAAAAUACAAAUGUAUAUGAUGGGCAACGCUUGGAGAAGGUCCCCUUCUACCGUUAUCUGACCCCACUCAAAACUACCUCUCUCUUGCCCCUCUCAAAUAUAAGUAGUAUUGUUCAAAUAUCCAACCAAAAGCCAGCGCUAAAAUACAUUGAACAUCAACCAUGUGGAAUUAAUAAUGAAGUCUUUCCUUGACUUCCAAAAAUCCCCCCGCCAUCUUCCGUUUCUGGAUGAAAACUCUGGUUUUAAGGGGGGGUUGGGAGGGGGUCAUAGUUGUAUGUUUUUGGUUUUAAAUAAAUUUUAAUACUAUUUUUAGGCUGGUU